UGCUACAGAUACGGGGCCACCGCACCCUCAAGUCCAAAGGUCUUCAUUGUCUUGUCAGCACCCUAAAUACACUUUAAACGUCUUUAAAUUCUCCUGGUACGUUUAAAAGAGGGUCAUUGUGGUAUACAAGGCAGAGGCCACCUCCUCUCAGCUCAGUGUAAUGGCGUUCAAGUCUCCUAAAAUCUGAGACUUAGGCUCCCCCAACCCUCCUCACUCCCAGGGCAAAAGAACUACUACUCAUGCCUCAGUUCGAAGGUUUCUUCUCCAAGAAUCCUGCCUGGCAUUCGACAGGAAGAAUCGGGUCCCUUCUCCUGGGGGUCUCGUGCUCCCUCAGUCUCGGCAGUGAUGACCCCGGGAGUCCGGGGCUGUGCCUGCGCCAGCUCCUUCCAGGGUCAGGGGCUCCUCCAGGGCAGGAGGGAAGCCGAAGAACGAGCGCAGUAGUGGCGUUCAAGAUGCUGGGCCAAUGAAGAUGAGAGUCUAGCGGGAGGUGGUCGGGGAAACUACCACACGGGCUGCAGAGUGCUUCCAGUAGCGCCCCCGCGAGGCUCCGCCUCUCCCCACCGGUACUUCCGGUUCCGGUAUGGGACGGAAGUGGGCGGGCAGCGGCGGCGGCUACGCGCGGAGGAGGUGGAGGUAGUGCCGGGCGACCGCUUCCCGCCCCCGAGCCGGUUCCGAACCGAGUGGAUCUGAGGUCGGGCCCGGAGCUGAGCCGGCUGAGCGGGCGCCGAGCCCCCGCCAUGGCCCGGAACACGCUGUCUUCGCGCUUCCGUCGGGUGGACAUCGACGAGUUUGAUGAGAACAAAUUCGUGGACGAGCAGGAGGAGGCGGCGGCGGCGGCAGGCGAGCCAGGCCCGGACCCUAGCGAGGUGGACGGUCUCCUGCGGCAAGGGGACAUGCUUCGGGCGUUUCAUGCAGCCUUACGGAACUCGCCCGUCAACACCAAGAAUCAAGCCGUGAAGGAGCGCGCCCAAGGCGUGGUGCUGAAAGUGCUCACAAACUUUAAGAGCAGCGAAAUUGAGCAGGCCGUGCAGUCACUGGACAGAAAUGGCAUUGACUUGCUAAUGAAGUACAUUUAUAAAGGGUUUGAGAAGCCCUCAGAAAAUAGCAGCGCAGUGCUACUCCAGUGGCAUGAAAAGGCAUUAGCAGUAGGAGGACUAGGCUCCAUUAUAAGAGUUCUUACAGCAAGAAAGACUGUUUAAAAAAAAAAAAAGACUCAUGUUACUUUGAGAAGAAUUUUGGAUGCACAGGCUGGUGAAGAAGGGAUUGACAAUGGACCACCUUCCCAGGAACUCCCAACUAUUUCAGGACGUGCAUCCGCUGAAGUGUAUUUUAUUUUCAAGGUGGAGGGAGAAAUUGUCUUACUGUUUCCUAAAUCCUUUGCAGGAUCGAUAGUCUAUGCCUUUGUCCACGAAUAAUGCAGAACUGACAUUGUGACUGUCUGCCAGAGUGGCUAGCCACCACUGUUGGUCAGGUGUGUCUGUGGGCACUGCCCGUUUAAAGUGGGGGAGGGAUGGCGGGGCAGGUGCAGAUCCAAGGGCUGCCACGAAGGGGCGAGCUGGUGUUUCUGAAGCGGAAACCCCCCGGGGGUUUGUACAGACGUCCCAUCCUCCCAGAGAAGGCGGGCUCUCUUGGGUUCAUUGUAAAGUGCCUGCUGCAUCAAUAAAGCUCUUGGCUUAUUAGUAUA
Phyllostomus hastatus (greater spear-nosed bat) is the source of this 1684-nucleotide messenger RNA. It is a transcript of the gene ARPC5L, whose product is annotated as actin related protein 2/3 complex subunit 5 like. Gene Ontology annotation, biological process: cell migration; Arp2/3 complex-mediated actin nucleation; regulation of actin filament polymerization. The record is from RefSeq and is a predicted model, not a curated record. The transcript has 4 exons. Bases 738 to 1199 code for a protein of 153 amino acids. Gene Ontology annotation, molecular function: actin filament binding. Gene Ontology annotation, cellular component: cytoplasm; Arp2/3 protein complex; actin cytoskeleton. Lineage: Eukaryota; Metazoa; Chordata; Mammalia; Chiroptera; Phyllostomidae.